AUGAGAAGGAUUGUUUGGACAUGUCUAAUAAUAGCCACAGUUGUCAAUGUACAGGGCUACAGGAAAUACGGACGUGACUGCAGAGAUAUAUCAUGUCCUCCCGGUCAGAUAUGCAUCAUAACCCGGAAACCAUGUACAGAAUCAAAUCAACUUGGCGAUCAAUGUGGGGAGUACCCUACAUGUGAAGCAAAGGAAAAGGAGCAUCACUCCUUGAGUUCAGGUGAUUUCUUUAAACGUCGAAAGCGUCAAGCUAAUCAGCAAGGAUACGGAAUGGGUGGAAGUGGAAUGGGCGGAGGCAAUGGGAUGAAUAAUGGAGGAAAUGGAAUGGGUGGCCAGAAUAGAAACGGAAUGGGAGGACAGAACGGAAACGGAAUGGGUGGAAACGGAAUGAUGGGGAAUGGAAUGGGAGGAAACGGAAAUGGCGGAAACGGAAUGGGACCCGGAGGAAUGGGUGGACGUGGAGGAAAUGGAAACGGUAUGGGUGGCAAUGGAAUGGGUCCAGGGGGAAUGGGUGGUAAUCCAAUGGGCGGAAUGGGUGGCAGGGGUGGUUAUGGAAACGGGAUGGGUGGCAAUGGAAUGGGACCAGGAGGAAUGGGCGGUAAUGGUAUGGGUGGUAAUGGAAUGGGUAAUGGUGGCAUGGGGGGUAACGGAAUGGGCGGCCAGGGUAGUUACAAUGGAAUGGGAGGACCAAAUGGAAUGGGCCGUCCAAAUGGAGGUGGUGGUCCAAACGGAGUGGGAGGACCAAACGGAAUGGGCGGACCAAAUGGAAUGGGCGGACCAAACGGAAUGGGCGGACCAAAUGGAAUGGGCGGACCAAAUGGAAUGGGACGUCCAAAUGGAGGUGGCGGACCAAAUGGAAUGGGUCCUGGCAACUGGCAAGGCAAUAAUGGCAACGGUAAUAAUGGUAAUGGUAACAAUCGCUACCGAGGCGGAAAUUCAAAUCAAAGUACGACUUCCGCGACAACGACGAUUGGGUGGUAA
This is a messenger RNA of Drosophila rhopaloa, 981 nucleotides long. RefSeq names its product glycine-rich cell wall structural protein 1.0. NCBI's taxonomy places the organism in Eukaryota, Metazoa, Arthropoda, Insecta, Diptera, Drosophilidae. The coding region runs from base 1 to 981 and encodes 326 amino acids. The record is from RefSeq and is a predicted model, not a curated record. The transcript is spliced from 3 exons.